Messenger RNA from Solea senegalensis (Senegalese sole), 1171 nucleotides. RefSeq names its product peroxiredoxin like 2C (gene prxl2c). The transcript has 6 exons. The coding region runs from base 108 to 785 and encodes 225 amino acids. NCBI's taxonomy places the organism in Eukaryota, Metazoa, Chordata, Actinopteri, Pleuronectiformes, Soleidae. The record is from RefSeq and is a predicted model, not a curated record.
UGGGCGUGAAUCUGCAGCUACUGUGUAACUGCAGCUCCUACAGUCUGUCUCACUCUGAACGACUACUCCCAAAAUAGUGCGCGAGCCCAGGAAGCCUCGGGGAAAAAAUGGCUGAAGUAGUUUCACCAAUAACAAGACAAGUGACUAAAGGAGACCAGGACACGCGGUCGCCUCCUGUCGUUGUUCGUCUUCAGGACGUGGAAGAGAGUUUGAUUUACGAUCGGCACGGAGUCUCUUUCCCUUUCAAGAGGUUAUGUCAGGACAGGAAAUCGAUCAUCAUUUUCGUGCGGAGUUUCUUGUGCUACAGCUGCAAGGAAUAUGUGGAUGAUUUGGGCAAAAUACCCAUAGAGACACUGGAGGAUGCUGACAUUAGACUGAUUGUGAUUGGCCAGUGUGAUUAUCAUCAUAUUGAGCCAUUCUGCGCACUGACCGGCUAUCCUCAUGAAAUGUAUGUUGACCCGCAGAGGUGCAUAUAUCAAAAGCUUGGGAUGAAGACGGAGGAGAGGUUUACAGACUGUGCAAAACGCAGUCCUCAUGUGAAGUCCAGUGUGUUUGUGGGCCAAAUGAGGAGUAUAUGGAGGGCCAUGACGAGCCCCAUAUUCGACUUUCAGGGUGACUUGCAUCAGCAAGGCGGCGCCAUCAUAGCGGGACCAGGCUCUCAAGUUCAUUUCUCCCAUUUCGACAUGAACCGCUUGGACCACAUGCCCAUCACCUGGCUUCUGCAGCUCGCAGGAGUGCAGCAGACGCUGGACUUCAGUGACAAGCCAAAGAUCAUCCACGUAUAACCCGCUGGUCGCCUUCUUUCACAUAUGUUGCUUGUUUACUUACAUCAACACAACACACUGACAAGUUGCCGGCAUGUCUUAAAUGUUAUAUAUUUAUUUAAACUUCGAUCGACCAAGAAUUGAUGCCUUUUGUAAAGAGAAAUCUGGCCAAAAAGACACUGUAAGAUAUUUGUCACUAAACUACCAUUGUCAAGUUUGAAACAUUCCCCUUUCCUUGUGCAGAGUGCAAUAUUUGCCUUGUAAUCAUGUUGAGAUUUUUUUUAAUUUAUUUUUUAUAUUGAUGAAAACAUUAAAAAAAAAAAGGUAUUUAUUUCAAUGUUAACUAAAAACGUAAGACGUGUUUAAUGUGCUUAAAGCUGCACGACUUUGAAUCGCGGUUAACAGUG